Molecule: messenger RNA, 933 nt
Organism: Prorocentrum cordatum
Lineage: Eukaryota; Dinophyceae; Prorocentrales; Prorocentraceae
Source: the annotation of a GenBank genome assembly
AUGGCGGCGGCCGGGCGCCCCGGCAGCAGCGGCAGCCUCGCUGCGAUCGAGCGCGCGGCGCGCCCCGGGACCACCGGCAGCAGCAGCUCCUCCGCCAGCGCCGGGCGCGCGGCCCGCAGGCCGCGCGCCCCCAGGGAGGCCGCGUGCAACCUGAGGGAGUUCUUCCUCUCCAGAAGACCAGGAGGGCUCGCCCUGGAGCCCGGCCCGCAGCCAGGCCGCGCGCCGCACGCCGCCACCGAGACCCUCAAAGAGCGGCACCGGCAGGCGCGGCAGGCGCAGCUGCGCGAGGCUUGGGCCCAGAGGGAGGUCGACGAGCGCGGCAUACAGAGGGCCGAGGAGGCCAGGAUGCAGAAGGAGAGGAAGGCGGAGAGCCUGCGCAGGCAGGCCGCGAAGCAGGCGGCGUACGACGAGCACUGCAGGGCCACGUUCCGCGGGCGCCGCCGCGAGCCCACGGUCUGCCAGGCGUGCUCCGGCACGGGGACCUGCCCGAGGUGCCACGGGGACCAGGUCCUCUCCCAGGACUUCUUCGCCCCGGCGCCGAAGGGCCCGCCCGCUCCGUGCUGGCUGGAGUUCGGCAGGAAGCCCCAGGGCUGCGAGGCGUGCGGCGGCUUUGCCCCGGGCAUCGACGGCAGGCACCAGGCCGGCACGGGCAGGUGCGCGCAUUGCGACGGGCACGGCAAGACCUGGCCAGAGCUCGAGGCGCAGCCCCACCUCCACAAGAAGAGCUCCACCGCUGCACCACGGGCACCACGCACUCGAACCCGCUGGGCGAGCUGUCCAGAACCUUCAGCUCCAUCGCGGAGCAAGGGAGCCUGGUUCCCCUGGCCCGCGUCGGCGCCAGCCGGCGAGGGUCCAGGGGGCUGCAGCGCUCCAGGGCCUGAGCCCGGCGCCGCGGCUUCCUCCUCCUCCCCCUCCCCCUCCUCCUCCUCCUCC